Messenger RNA from Lolium perenne, 1589 nucleotides. Its product is annotated as beta-glucuronosyltransferase GlcAT14A. Gene Ontology annotation, molecular function: glucuronosyltransferase activity. Gene Ontology annotation, cellular component: membrane. NCBI's taxonomy places the organism in Eukaryota, Viridiplantae, Streptophyta, Magnoliopsida, Poales, Poaceae. The record is from RefSeq and is a predicted model, not a curated record.
ACCGCGUUAAUUAAAUCUGUACCGGUGAAAGUCGGCAUUUUUUGCUAGUUCAGCUCACCCCCACCGGCGAUGAAGCCCAUCGUCCUCUCCGUCGCCGUGGACCGCCGGUGGCUGCUCCCUCUCGCCGCCGGCUCAGCGCUCUCUCUCUUUCUCCUCGUCCUCCUCACCACCGUCCCUUUCCCCUUCCCCUCCGCCUCGCCCUCCCGGACCCUCUUCGUGGAGCACAAGCUCGCCCCGACCCCGCCAUCAGCCGCCGGCGAUUCCCUCCCCCGCAUCGCAUACCUCAUCUCCGGAUCCGCCAGGGACGCCUCCGCGCUCCGCCGCGUUCUCCUCGCGCUCUACCACCCCAGGAACCUCUACAUCCUGCACCUGGAUGCCGAGGCGCCGGACGCCGACCGCCGGGACCUGGCCGCGGGGCUCGCCGCGCACCCCGUCAUCGCCGCUGCCGGAAACGUGCGCGUCGUCGAGCGGGCCAACCUCGUCACCUACCGCGGGCCCACCAUGGUCGCGAGCACCCUCCACGCCGCCGCCGCCCUCCUCUGGGGCCACGCCGGCGCCGGCGGCUCCGACUGGGACUGGUUCAUCAACCUCUCCGCCUCGGACUACCCGCUCGUCACCCAGGAUGAUCUGCUACAUGUCUUUUCCAAGCUGCCGCGUGAUCUCAACUUCAUCGACCACACAAGCAACAUCGGAUGGAAGGAGUUUCAGAGGGCGAAGCCAGUCAUCAUAGACCCAGGGCUCUACAUGAAGAAGAAGGCGGACGUGUUUUGGAUACCGCAGCGCCGGAGUGUGCCAACAGCCUUCAAACUCUUCACUGGUUCAGCCUGGAUGGCACUGUCCAGGUCGCUCGUGGAAUAUAGCAUAUGGGGCUGGGACAACCUGCCCCGCACCGUCCUCAUGUACUACUCCAACUUCAUCUCGUCGCCUGAGGGCUACUUCCACACUGUGGUCUGCAACGCUGAGGAGUUCAGGAACACCACCGUGAACCAUGACCUGCACUACAUCUCGUGGGACAACCCCCCAAAGCAGCACCCACAUUACCUCACGCUGGAAGACCUGGACAGGAUGGUGGCCAGUGAUGCUCCCUUCGCCCGCAAGUUCCAUGCGGACGACCCGGUGCUGGACAAGAUCGACGCAGAGAUCCUGUCCCGCACUACCCCAGAAAUGCCCACGCCUGGAGGCUGGUGUGCGGGGAAUGGGAGCGACCUGUGCUCGGUCAUCGGAAACGCCAGCGUCCUACGGCCGGGCCGCGGGGCUGUGAGGCUGCAGCGGCUCGUCUCAGCGCUCCUGUCGGAGGAGAAGUUCCACCCGAGGCAGUGCAAGUGAAAAAUGUGGUUCUGAUCCCAGAACUGGGGUGUGUGUGUGCAUGGACUCCUGCCUACCGGCGACGCACGGUCGCGGCUCGCCAUUUUGUCGGGUAGCAGGCUGUGCGGUGUAAUGUUGUAUGACCUCAGGGUAAGUAGGGUUUGUUGUAUCAGUCACCCACUUGUAAGAACUGAAGCCACAACAUGGUUUAUCAUAUGUGACCGCCACGGAAUGAAACUGAAGAGGGGAACUCACUAAUCAAUGUAUAUUAAUUUACCCCUGCA